CUCUCCCUGUGAAUCUCAGGGUACAUGCUCCUGCUCGUCUCCCCAUAUCUCUGUCAAUAUCUUCAUCCGGUGAGCUCCCCCAUGUUGUAGCUGUCAAGUCACCAUAUCCUGGUGUGGUUGUUGGUGGUAGCCGUCCUUCAUCUCUUCGUGUGCUGUUUG
Messenger RNA from Striga hermonthica, 159 nucleotides. The record is from the annotation of a GenBank genome assembly. Lineage: Eukaryota; Viridiplantae; Streptophyta; Magnoliopsida; Lamiales; Orobanchaceae.